Molecule: messenger RNA, 1858 nt
Organism: Theobroma umbraticum
Lineage: Eukaryota; Viridiplantae; Streptophyta; Magnoliopsida; Malvales; Malvaceae
Source: RefSeq, a predicted model, not a curated record
AUGGGAACAAAAAUUAUUUAUAGGGUGCUAAUUGAGGAAAAAGAUAUCUAUAGAAUAUUAAUAGAAAAAAAAAAUUAUAAGAUCAUAUGUGAGAAAGUUAAUAUCACAAAAGGUGUAGUUGAAGAGUUACAGCCACAGGGAAUUCUCAAUCGUUGGAUUGAUCACCAGCUCAUCAAUGGUAAUUUCGCCAUGUGGCUUUUACCAAGGCUUGCUAUGAAAGAGAGAAAAAAGAAAAGAAAGAAAGAAAAGAACUCUUACUUAAUUUUUCCAGUUUUAAUCUUGCUCAGGUAUCUCUUCAUGGAAGGAGUGGGAGGAAGAGGAGGGGGCGGUGGUUUUGGUUAUGGGAAUUUACUGUCCAGGUCUUCUGUGUAUAAACCUAGUCCUCCAUUAUCUGCUAUAGACAGGUUUUUAUGGGGUCAUAACCACUCGAAGAUCAGCAAAGGAACAGUUGGUUCCACGGAUGGUUCGCUGCGUGGUUUCUCCUUCUCAAGUGAUGCAAUUGGUGGCUGUGCUGGAGUUUCCUGGCAAAGUAACCUUGAGGAAAGCUUUGUUGACGGGCUUGUCAUAGAUGGGGGGAGCCUUGCUUUGACCGGUGACAAAAACCCUAACAUGGAAACGAAAGAAGUGAAAAUUUCGAUGAAGAGUUUCCCUAAAGGGGUAGGGAAGAGAAACAAGAAAGUCGCAUCUGCAGCUUUGAUCAAGGGUCAGUGGACAGAUGAUGAAGACAGAAAAUUGAUAAGGCUGGUGAAGCAAUAUGGAGUAAGGAAAUGGGCACAGAUAGCUGAGAAUUUGGUUGGUAGAGCCGGAAAACAGUGUCGAGAGAGAUGGCAUAAUCAUUUGCGCCCUGAUAUCAAGAAAGAUAGCUGGAGUGAAGAAGAGGAGAGAGUAUUAGUUGAAGCUCAUGCCAAGGUUGGGAACCGGUGGGCGGAGAUUGCCAAGUUCAUCCCUGGAAGAACUGAAAAUGCCAUAAAAAAUCACUGGAAUGCUACGAAGAGGAGGCAAAACUCAAGGAAGAGGAAUAAACAAAAUGAUAACCAAAAUGGCAAACCUCAGUCAUCUAUUCUUCAAGACUACAUCAAGAGCCAAAAUCUGAAUAGCAACAACCGCAGCACCACCUCCAUCACCCCAAGCAACAGCUCCACCACUUCCACCACCCCUUCUAGCUCCACAUUCUCUGAAGACUUGUCCGGUCAAUCCAAAUAUUUUCUCCCCGAUCAACCGUCCAAAUCCAAUGAUUCUCAUCCUUUGAUUACUCAAACAUAUGAUGAGGAACUGCUGUUCAUGCAAAACUUCUUUGCAAAUAACAAUAACAUUCAACCAUGCAUUGAUUAUUCCCAAACCAAAGGUGCAACUGAGGUGAAGUCAGUCGUUGUUGAUAACCUCAGCAAAGGUCCUUCAACCAUUGACUGUUCUGGAUUUAUUUGUCAGGUAAACGGUGUUCAGCAGUGUAACCCAGCUGAUCCGUUUGGAUUCUCCUCUUCCAUUACAAACCCAAACUUGUUGACCACUGGCCUUCAAGAACAAGAGCCUCGAACCACCUAUCUGUUUUCCGACCUCUACCUGUCCCGCCUGUUGAAUGGAUCAGCAACCACAUCUUCAUUUUCCGCGGACUACGGCUGCACCAACAUGACCACCGAUCUCCAAGCUGAGCAAGCUUCUUCACAUGGAAGAAAGGAGAUGGACUUGAUCGAGAUGGUUUCCUCCUCUCAAUUCUUCCGGUAGCAACAUAUGUUUUCUCGAACAUUCCUAGCUAGUUAUUAAAGGAUGUGUGAGGGGAUGGCAUUGUAGACCAUAAAACAUAUGAGACAAAAGCUUUCACUAAUGGGUUUGGUUCUUUUUCACUCUAAAGCCAUGGUUU